Messenger RNA from Pimephales promelas (fathead minnow), 3854 nucleotides. RefSeq names its product bicaudal C homolog 2 (gene bicc2). The record is from RefSeq and is a predicted model, not a curated record. Gene Ontology annotation, cellular component: cytoplasm. Gene Ontology annotation, molecular function: protein binding; RNA binding. NCBI's taxonomy places the organism in Eukaryota, Metazoa, Chordata, Actinopteri, Cypriniformes, Leuciscidae.
GCGGAUAAAAGACGCCUACAUCUUGGAUGCCCCUGAGGUAACCGUGUUGUUAACGGAGGGUCGUGUCCGGUAUUGUUCCCGAAACGCUUCCCCUCCCCCUGAAGCCGGAGUCUGAAACACUCUUCUCCAGCGGCUUUACCAAGGCCUCCGCUUACGGGAACCAAUAAACACAUUCCCACAGACCAUCCUGAAGGAAUGUGUACCGGAUUCCUGUCAGAAUUGACAAACAACCCAAGUAAGAAAUUAUGUAAGAAUCAGAAAAUAUCCUGAUGAAAUGCGGAUUGUAUUUUGACUGUAAAAAAAACCCUCUAAAAACAUUGAUUGGGUCUCAAUCCUGAUAAUAAUAGGAGUCCAAUUGAAAACAAUGUUAGAAAAGGCAGUUCCACAGACAAAAAUAACAAAAUCAGAUUUGUUUAAUGUCUGGAUUUCUGUGUGUUAGCUUAGCAAUGCCAUUAAAUGUAAAGCCACAUAGCGCUUUAUACAGUUUCAAAGCAGCUUCACAGUAAUAAACAGGAUAAAACUGUGUUAAAGUUGUAAAAUGAACAAUUUUUGAAAGCUGUAAAGCAGAAGACAAUAGUGUGACUGUUCCGCUCAAUCCAGUUCAGUGUUGUAAUGGUGGCUAUGGCUAUAAUAAUAGUGACUCAUUUGAUUUUUUGUUUUACACUCUUAAAGCGAUCCAAUAGAAGAAGUACUUCUGGUUCCCCAAAAAAAACAUUUCAGUGAACAGUUCUGAAAAGAAUAAUUUUUUCUUAAUGCGAAGAACAUUUUAAUAAUCCAAAGAAUUUCAAAAGUUGAACUAUCAAUUCCAGUAAUAAACCUUUAACAGGAAUGAUGCUUAAAAAGACUUAUGAAUAGUGAGAUUCAUGUGCUUUGUUAGAGAGGUGUGAUGUAGUAUUGCUCUGUUCUGAGGUGUGAGUGUGUGUGUGUGGUGGGGGUUUCUCUGGGCCCCUCUUUUUACCGUUUCCUUGGUCACCCUGAUGGACACACACACACUUUUGCUAUGGCGGGCUCCGAGAAGUGCAGCAUCGUGCCGGAGUCUCCUGAACCAGAGCCCUGCGACCGACUACAACUGGACCAGAACCAGAAGAAGGAGGAGGAGGAUGAGGAUGAGGAAGAUGAAGGAUCUGAACCUCAGAACCAGGAGCCUUCGGAUCCGGAGUGUGUGGAGGAGAGAUUCCGGAUCGACCGGAAGAAGCUGGAGCUCAUGCUGUACGCUCCUGAAUGUUCUGGAUUGUCAGGCGAGGAUUUCUUCGAGAAGGUGAUGAGAGAAACACACACGCAGGUGAAAUGGCCGUCCAAGCUGAAGAUUGGUGCGAAAUCAAAGAAAGAUCCUCAUGUUAAAGUGGAGGGGAAACGAGCAAAUGUUCUGGAGGCCAAACGGAUGAUUCUGGAGCUUCUUGAGACUAAGGUGAAUAAAGUCACGCUGAAGAUGGACGUCACACACACGGAGCACUCUCAUGUGAUCGGGAAAGGGGGCGGGAACAUUAAGAAGGUCAUGGAGGACACUUCCUGUCACAUUCACUUCCCCGAUUCCAACCGGAACAACGGCACGGGCGAAAAGAGCAACCAGGUGUCCAUCGCCGGGCCGGUUCAGGGGGUGGAGUCUGCGCGGAGACGCAUCCGGGAUCUGCAGCCCCUGGUGCUGACCUUUGACCUCCCCGUGACCCUUGUGGGGGGUGUUGUGGCAGACACAGGGUCUCCGGUGAUCCAGCACGUGGCUCAGGCGUUUGGAGUGAGCGUGAGCUUCAGAUCGCAGCCCAAACUUUACUGCAGCUCCUGCAGCGUGAGGGGAGUGCAGGGAAACACUGCUGCCCUGAAGAAGGCGACGUGUGUCCUCAUGGAGCUGCUGCUGGGCUCGGGUUUGACAGGAGUGAUGGUGAGCACACAGCUGGACGUCACCUCGCAGCAACACUUGUUCCUGUUGGGUCAAAACGGAGCGAACUUCCUCACCGUGAUGCAUCAGACACACACACAGAUCAUCCUGCCCGACCUCAGCGCUCCGCAACACACACCCUCGCUCCUCAUCCAGGGCACGGCUGACGGAGUGUGUCUCGCUCGACAGCAGCUGAUGGACUGUCUGCCCGUCUGUCUGAUGUUUGAUUUGAAGGACGAGGGAGAUUCUGACCCUCGGAAACUCGCUCAGAUGAUGCAGAACCUGGGAGUUUUUAUCAGUGUCAAACCGAAGGUCAAGCAAACAGUGAAGUCAGUGGUUGUGAAAGGUUUGGAGAGGAACAUCAUGAACCUCUAUGAGGCCAGACGUUUGCUGCUCGGGCUGGACUCCAGUGAGGUCUCGGGGACCACCAAGACCCCCGUGGACCCUCCGGUGGCCAAUAGUGGAAUCACAGGCUACUGGCUCAAGGUGUUAAUGCAACAACUGGGCCUCACUGAGACAGAUGCUGUGAUUGGCUCUCCCCCUGGGAAGCCCCGCCCCACACCACCACCUGGAUUGGCUGUUACAUCAGAGGAUGGACGGAUAGGACUCAAAGGAGUGGAGUCUAAAUUAGAGAAGAUUCCAGAGAACGACGAUCCCCAGACACCAGCAGAGACGGGGUCCUGUGUCUCGCCACAUGCGGAGGUGACAGAGGUCAGAGAGGUCGUUGCCAAGACAACUGUCUCAUCAAGGAGAGGCAGCCAAUCAGAGGCCUUCAGGGAGCCAAACCAGCCGCUCACGUCUGAGAGGUCAGUGAGGGUGGAGGUGGAUGGUGUUUGUUUGAACAGAGACAGACGCUGUAGUCUGAGAAUAUUCCCCUCCGCCGAUCCUCAUAAUGAGGACCAUGAAUACGAGAGAAAAAAGCAUCUGGCAACUCAAGCCAUGCAGCAGACACCUGUGGUCACUGAGGUUCGCACCCCCACUGACACCUGGGCCGGUUUGGGCUUCUCGAAAUCGAUGCCCACCGACGCUGUGCGCGAGCUGAGAGCCGUGAGCCGCCGCUGCUACAGACCCUACAACAACAACCAGCAGCAGGUGUGGAGUUCACAAAGUGGGAAGGAACGCUGUUGGAACGGCAGCGACUCGGGAAACUGGAGAGAAAGACGUGGAUCUGCAUCUUCAUCACCACCUUCAUCAUCAUCCUUUCUUGCCUAUAAUUUGCCAUCAGCCCGAACAUCGGAGGGCCACCUGACCAGCUCUGAGGGCGGGGCUACAGUGUCCAGACAUUUGAUUGGCAACUCUCCCAGUCCCGCCCACGCAGAUGAUCUCAUAGAGUUACUGGCACAGCUGGGUCUGGAGAAAUACAUUGAUAUUUUCCAACAACAGGAGAUCGAUUACCAGACGUUCCUGACGCUGUCAGACGAGGAUUUGAAGGAAGUGGGCGUGAACACAUUUGGAGCGCGGCGGAAGAUGAUUCUCGCCAUCACGGAUUUGAGUAAAAAGAGGACAUUUCCAGAAGCGCCAACUGUGAAGUCCAGAUACCUGGAAGGCGGAGCUAGCGGACGUCUUCCACGAAUCAUGGACGAGGACUUGGCUGCCAAGAGUAACCGAUGGUGACCGGAUCAUGUGAUCUCUAAAGACUAUAGCAUUACCUGUAAUGCACCUGGGGCCAGUUUGUGCUUUCUGUCAUGUGGCCCUCAGGGACCAAUCAAAAUAUGACAUGACAGAUGAUUUCCAUAUAAGACAGAGAGGACAGAUGUGCUGUGACUCUCAGAGGAAACAUGCGGAGAAGCGUGACCUUCAGCUUGAACCCACUGCCCGUCCAACGCCAAUACUUAGUAUGCAAGUCUGACUCUCUCUACCUCCGUUUCUCUUUCUACUGCUGUUCUAUGCAAAACUUUAUUUCCUUUAUGUUGUUCAAAUAUAAGAAUGCUUUCAGACACUGUUUAAAUUUGGAUCUUCCAUUAAAUGAGACACAAAAACA